Lactuca saligna is the source of this 468-nucleotide messenger RNA. Lineage: Eukaryota; Viridiplantae; Streptophyta; Magnoliopsida; Asterales; Asteraceae. The record is from the annotation of a GenBank genome assembly.
AUGAAAGCCUUCCUUACAGGGAUUACCAAAGCAACCAUAAUUAGAUUUUCCGUAAUGGAAUUAACAAGAGAAAGGAUCUAUGUUGCAUCUUACCAAACACCUUUCUACAAAAUGGAUGGAUAUAUCAUGCUUCACUUAGAUGACAUUAGCAUAUAUGUCUUGAGCUAUUUUUACAAUUUUACUCCUGACAAUUAUAUGAAAACUUCAGGGGCAAGUGCCAAGAGUGAAAAUGAAAAUAUUCCAUUACUGAACGAUAUCAUGGAAGGAUGCGAAACUGCCCUACAAUAUCAAAAAUACACAUCAAUAGAUGAACACUUAGAGCCUAAUGCAUUCAUCACUCCUCGAUCCAAUUCAUAUGAUGCGACCACCUACACCAUUCUUCAUUCAAUGAACAAUCGGAUUAAUGACCUUCAGGAUAAUAUCAGUUAUUUUUUAUCUUAUCAAUUUAAUAUUAUAUUUAUCAUAUAA